Epithele typhae is the source of this 1917-nucleotide messenger RNA. RefSeq lists its product as uncharacterized. Gene Ontology annotation, cellular component: membrane. Gene Ontology annotation, biological process: transmembrane transport. Gene Ontology annotation, molecular function: myo-inositol:proton symporter activity. The transcript is spliced from 10 exons. The record is from RefSeq and is a predicted model, not a curated record. The coding region runs from base 1 to 1917 and encodes 638 amino acids. Lineage: Eukaryota; Fungi; Basidiomycota; Agaricomycetes; Polyporales; Epitheliaceae.
AUGUCCCAAAUCGACCCUUCGGACGAGAAGAAGGUGACGCGAAAGACGUCCAUCACCGGCCACGACUCCUUCUCCGAACACCGUCGUUCCUCCUCCCAAGCCUCCGAGAAUGUCAAGUCCGUCCGAAACCUCAACGCCAAGCUCGCCAACCCUCUCUCCGGCAUUCCACACGAACGCCUCAUGGAAGAUGCCGCGGCCUUCGCUCGCACCCACGGGCUCGAACAGUAUACCCACACGAUCCAGAAGGGCGCCCUCGUCGCCCAGGACCCCGCCGCGUUCGAGACCCUACCGAUGCUCGACGACCACGACCGGCACAUGCUCCGCCGCGAGUUCACCCACAAGUGGGACCAGCCGUUCAUGCUCUACUAUCUCGUCGUCAUGUGCUCCCUCGCUGCUGCCGUCCAAGGGAUGGAUGAGUCCGUCAUCAACGGCGCAAACCUCUUCUUCGCCAAGCAGUUCGGCAUCGACCCCGGAACCGGCCCCACCUCCGGGAGUAGCAAAAACCAGUGGCUGCUCGGUCUGGUCAACUCGGCUCCUUACCUUUGCUGCGGGCUCAUCAGCUGCUGGCUGACCGAUCCCCUGAACAAGUGGCUCGGUCGCAGAGGCGCGAUCUUCGUCACCGCUAUGUUCUCCUUCCUCACUUGCAUCUGGCAAGGUGUAACCAACUCCUGGCCCCAUCUCUUUAUCGCUCGCUUCUUCCUCGGCUUCGGUAUCGGGCCGAAAAGCGCGACCGUGCCCGUGUACUCUGCGGAAUGUGCACCACCUCUCAUUCGUGGCGCGCUCGUCAUGAUGUGGCAGACGUGGACCGCGUUUGGUAUCAUGAUCGGAUACGUCAUGGACAUCGCCUUCCAAAACGUCCAUGACCCUCCGCACAUCACUGGGCUCAACUGGCGACUGAUGCUCGGAAGCGCCGGAAUUCCUGCGCUGUUCAUCGCCGUCCAAGUCUUCUUCUGCCCGGAGUCGCCACGUUGGUACAUGAUGAAGGGCCGCUACCCGGAAGCUUUCAACUCCCUCCGCCGCCUCCGUCACACUGAGCUCCAGGCUGCGCGCGACCUCUAUUACAUUCACGUGCUGCUCGAGGCCGAAAAGGAGGUCGACCGCAAGACGCGCAACAAGUUCCUCGAGCUCUGGACGAUCCCGCGCAACCGUCGCGCGUCGAUCGCGUCGACGAUCGUCAUGUUCAUGCAGCAGUUCUGCGGCGUGAACGCGAUCGCGUACUACUCCUCCAACAUCUUCGUCCAGGGCGGCUUCUCACAGACCUCGGCCCUCCUCGCGUCCUUUGGCUUCGGCGCCGUCAACUUCGUCUUCGCCGGACCCGCGGUCUGGACGAUCGACACCUUCGGACGACGGAACCUGCUCCUCGUCUCGUUCCCGCUCAUGGCGAUCUUCUUGCUCAUGACCGGGUUCGCUUUCUUCAUCCCCACCGAGAGCCCAGCGCACGUCGGGAUCAUCGCGCUUGGCAUCUACCUUUUCACGGCCGCAUACUCGCCGGGCGAGGGGCCGGUGCCGUUCACGUACUCCGCGGAAGCCUUCCCGCUGUACGUGCGCGACGUCGGCAUGUCGCAAGCGACCGCGCUGCUCUGGUUCUUCAACUUCGUCAUCGCGCUCACCGUCCCCGCGCUGCUCGGCGCCUGGACGCCCCAGGGCACCUUCGGCUGGUUCGCAGGCUGGAACAUCUUCGGCUUCUUCGCCGCGCUCCUCUUCGUGCCCGAGACCAAGGCGCUCUCGCUCGAGGAGCUCGACCAGGUGUUCAGCGUCCCGACGCACACCCACGCCGCGUACCAGGUCCGCGCGCUCGGCCACAACCUCCGCCGGCACGUCCUCCGGCAGAAAGUCGGGGACAUGCCGCCGCUGUACGAGCACGAAGGCGCGAUCGGCGACAAGACGUACGCUCCCGGGGGCGUCGGCGCGGCGUGA